Messenger RNA from Callorhinchus milii (elephant shark), 2781 nucleotides. It is a transcript of the gene txnrd2.2, whose product is annotated as thioredoxin reductase 2, tandem duplicate 2. The record is from RefSeq and is a predicted model, not a curated record. Gene Ontology annotation, cellular component: cytosol; mitochondrion. NCBI's taxonomy places the organism in Eukaryota, Metazoa, Chordata, Chondrichthyes, Chimaeriformes, Callorhinchidae. The coding region runs from base 265 to 1557 and encodes 430 amino acids. The transcript has 15 exons. Gene Ontology annotation, molecular function: glutathione-disulfide reductase (NADPH) activity; thioredoxin-disulfide reductase (NADPH) activity; flavin adenine dinucleotide binding. Gene Ontology annotation, biological process: cell redox homeostasis; glutathione metabolic process; cellular response to oxidative stress.
AGGGGGAGGGGGCGAUGCUCAGUUCUGAAUGGUCUCCCAGAAAUCAUCCCAACUUUUAACUCGUUUUUGCUUCAAUUUGAAGGGAAAUACGAUUAUGAUCUGUUGGUGAUUGGAGGAGGAUCUGGCGGCCUCGCCUGCUCCAAGGAAGCUGCACAGCUUGGCAGGAAAGUCGCGGUUUUAGAUUACGUGGAGCCGUCGCCCAAAGGCACCCGAUGGGGUCUGGGUGGUACCUGUGUCAAUGUGGGGUGUAUUCCCAAGAAGCUGAUGCACCAGGCGGCCCUGCUGGGCACCGCUGUCAAGGACGCUACAAAGUACGGCUGGGACAUUCCAUCACCCGUGAGGCACGACUGGGCGACCAUGGCUCAGGCUAUCCAGAACCACGUGAAAUCCUUAAACUGGGGACACAGAGUCCAACUGCAAGACAAGAAGGUGACGUACCUUAACCUGAAAGGCAGCUUCGUCGACAACCACACAAUUCAGGGGGUGUCCAAGACUGGGAAAAAGACUGUUCUGACAGCUGAAAACAUCGUCAUAGCAACGGGAGGGAGGCCGAAAUAUCCCCCGCAAGUUCCCGGUGCUGAACUCGGUAUUUCCAGCGACGAUAUCUUUUGGUUUAAAGAUUCGCCCGGAAAAACGUUAGUUGUCGGUGGAAGCUAUGUGGGACUGGAGUGUGCAGGCUUCCUGACAGGCAUCGGCCUGAACACUUCACUGAUGGUGAGGAGCAUCCCCCUGCGAGGGUUUGAUCAGCAAAUGGCACAGCUGGUGACGGACCAUAUGGUCUCCCACGGCACUCGGCUUCUGUGGAAAUGUGUGCCGCGCAGCGUGGAGAGAGAGACCAGCGGGCGGCUACACGUCACGUGGAGUGAUCAGCAGUCAGGCCGAGUGGAGGGAGACACCUUCGACACAGUGAUGUGGGCUGUAGGUGAGCUGUUGGCAGGUCGCACAGCGGAGACCAAGGAGCUGAGCCUGGAGAGAGCCGGCGUUCCCGUAAAUCCCAAAACCGGGAAGAUCAUCGUUGGGGCCGGGGAGGAAUCUUCUGUCCCCAACAUCUACGCCAUCGGGGAUGUGACUGAGGGCCGCCCGGAGCUCACCCCCACAGCUAUCAGAGCCGGGAAACUGCUGGCUCGCAGGCUGUGUGGGCAGGUAACCGAACUGAUGGACUAUGACAAGGUUCCCACAACAGUGUUCACCCCACUGGAGUACGGCUGUGUGGGGCUGUCCGAAGAGAAGGCUGUGAGCAGCUUUGGUCAAGACAACAUCGAGGUGUACCACGCCUAUUACAAGCCACUGGAGUUCUCAGUGACUGAGCGCGGUGCCAAUCAGUGUUAUAUUAAGAUGCUCUGCUUGCGGGAAGGUGAUCAGCGUAUUCUGGGGCUUCACUUCAUCGGACCCAACGCUGGCGAAGUCAUCCAGGGCUUCGCGCUGGCUAUAAAAUGUGAGGCUACGUACUCUCAGCUGGUGGCCACGGUGGGAAUCCAUCCGACCUGUGCCGAGGACGUCAACAAACUGAACAUCACCAAGCGCUCGAGGCUGGACCCCACAGUCACCGGCUGCUGAGGGUAACUCUCUCCCUGAGACUACAGCACACGGGGAACUGGCACCGACUGCGGCUACACACUGGGCUGGGGAGGAGCGAGUUUGGGGUCACAGGUCCUUUGUCCUGAUAUAACUCUGAUAUAACAUUGUGGUCCAUCAAAUCUCGAGGAGCGUUAUAACAGGGUUUAUUCUGGAUUAUUCCAGGCCGCGCUGCCCUCACAGAGCGAUGUACACUGGGGCUUCCUGUGCCUCCCCGAGGCUGGAGCUUUCCCAGAAACUACUGGGAGUGUGAGUGAGUGCGAGACGCACAGGAAGUGGCGUCAGCGACGGAAGCGCUGUCUUGGCGGCCAUUUUGUUUUAUUACAGCGCGCCCCAUUACAGCACUGUAAAUCUGGACUGGACCAUUGUAAUGGGGGGCGGGCGGGGCGGGCGGGGGAGAGGUUGUGGUCUGUAGGUACAGUUCUUGGAGCAGCCAGUAGAGGGCGUAUAUCUACCAGAACAAACCAGGAUCAGCCCAAACCCAACCCGACCAACCGGGGGCAAUGGGUUUCAAGGUGAAUGGACAAUGACCUCGUUUUCCGUUGAGGGUUUGGGUGAUUUGACUGGAUUCCUUGCUGGAAUGUUUUGGUGAACGUUACCAUUUUAACCACCCCGCGCCUGUCCCAGUCCCCCUCCCUUUCCCCCCCAGUUCAGUUUCACUGUGGAGCGUGUCCUAAGCCAGAAAGUUUUUUUUUCCGUGUGCUUUUUUCAGGGAUGUCUAUGUGAGCAGCACAGAGCAGCAGUUUUGACUUGGCAUUACCUUGAUCGCUCGGGUUAUUGUAUGGGAGAGAAAGGGAAGCGACCAGUGGCCCUGAAGUCCACCUGGUCUUAAGCGUGGCACCGUUUUGUCUUACAAUAUUUUUAAAAUUUGGUCUUAACUCCAAAGCCAUUUUCGUGUUUGUUUAAUGAAACGCGGAGAAAAAAUGGCUUCCAGAUCACGGCGGUAUUAUUCUAAUAAUAAUCCUUUAAUAGUAACAGUAAGUAUUGAGGAAUCUUGUCACAAUUCUGGGCCGUGUGUUAAAUUGCAAGACCAAACAGCCUCAUGGUUAGGUUGGGGAGGGGGGUGUUGAGGGCGUUAGCUGCUCUGUUCAUGACCAACACUUUGCCGUUUAAUGACGAGCUGUUUGUAAACCCAGCGACGUGGGAGAGACAGCCCUGAUGACAAUCGGCAUCGAGAUCUAAAUAAAGUGUUAUAUUCGCUGCUUU